AUGUCGAGGCUAUUAAGAUUCCAACGGGCGCGGCCCAUGAAUUGGGGAAGCAGCUUCACAAGCCGUCAAUUCAGCACAACAAGAGCAGCGCUGUCAGUACGAGGGCAGUCCAAACUGUUCAAGGACGCUGAUGCUGCGGUUGCCGACAUCAAGAGUGGUUCAACGCUAUUGAGUUCUGGGUUUGGUCUUUGUGGUGUGGCGGAUACACUGAUCAAUGCGAUUCACCGAAGAGGUCGCGACUCUCUUAAUUCGUUGACAGCUGUGUCGAACAACGCCGGAGUGGAGGGCAAGGGUGGUUUGGCAGUCCUUACAAGCGCUGGCCAGGUUGAUCGCUUGAUCUUGUCUUAUCUUGGUAACAACAAGGUGUUGGAGAAGAAGUACCUGACUGGCGAAUUGGCAAUUGAGCUUUGUCCCCAAGGUACAUUGGCUGAGCGCAUUCGAGCGGCCGGUGCUGGCAUUCCUGCAUUCUUUACACCCACAGCAGCUCACACCCUCGUGCAAGAUGGCGAAAUCCCUGUGCGAUUAGACAAGUCUGGCGCUGUCGUCGAAAAAGGCCGAAAGCGAGAGACCCGCGAGUUCAACGGUCGAACAUUCCUUAUGGAGCAUGCCAUUGAGGGCGAUGUCGCGAUCAUGCGCGCAUGGAAGGCCGACAAGGAUGGAAACUGUGUCUUCCGAUAUGCGACAAAGUCAUUCGGACCCCUCAUGGCCAAGGCCGCGAAGCUCACCAUCGUCGAAGCCGAGAACAUUGUCGAAGUUGGCGAAAUCGACCCCAACGAUGUUAACCUCCCCGGUAUCUUUGUCGACCGAAUCGUUCCCGCUACCGCCGAAAAGAAUAUUGAGGUGCUCAAGUUGAGAGAGGAGGGAGAGGACGGCCCACCAAAGGCUGCGAAUGAAGCUCAAGAGCGACGAAACCGUAUCGCGAGACGAGCUUCAAAGGAGCUCAAGGCGGGAUACUAUGUCAAUCUGGGAGUUGGAAUUCCAACGCUGGCCGUUUCUUUCCUACCUCCGGACUCGACUGUGCAUAUUCAGUCUGAGAAUGGUAUCCUUGGAAUGGGUGCCUAUCCUACAAAGGAUGAGGUUGAUGCUGAUAUCAUCAAUGCCGGCAAAGAAACAGUGACACUCGUUCCCGGAGCAUCCGUCUUUGACUCGGCCGAAUCAUUCGGUAUGAUUCGGGGUGGACACGUCGAUGUCUCAAUUCUUGGUGCCCUUCAAGUCAGCGCAGUCGGUGAUCUUGCCAAUUACAUGAUUCCUGGAAAGGUCUUCAAGGGUAUGGGAGGCGCAAUGGAUCUGGUAGCCAACCCCGACAACACCAAGAUUGUCGUCGCAACCGAGCACUGCGCCAAGGACGGAUCGUCCAAGAUUAAGCAGCAAUGCACGUUACCUCUAACGGGCGCACGUGUAGUCAGCACCAUUAUUACCGAUCUCUGCGUGUUUGAAGUAGAUCGAGAGCAGGGUACUUUAACUUUGACAGAGCUUGCGCCGGGCGUGAGCGUCGAGGAGGUUAGAAGCAAGACUGACGCAGAUUUCUCAGAAGCGAGGGAAUUGAAGCAGAUGGAGUGA
This is a messenger RNA of Fusarium coffeatum, 1560 nucleotides long. RefSeq lists its product as uncharacterized. Lineage: Eukaryota; Fungi; Ascomycota; Sordariomycetes; Hypocreales; Nectriaceae. The coding region runs from base 1 to 1560 and encodes 519 amino acids. The transcript is spliced from 6 exons. Gene Ontology annotation, biological process: ketone body catabolic process. Gene Ontology annotation, molecular function: succinyl-CoA:3-oxo-acid CoA-transferase activity. The record is from RefSeq and is a predicted model, not a curated record.